UAUGGUACUCGGCCCGGAUAAUUCGGUACUUGCUUUUGUUUACAAAUUUACAACACCAGCAUCAACAACGGCAGUGUAAAAAGAAAUAUACAGUCAUCAUUUUCGUGAGAUUAGAAUAGGCAUUCCAGUUAAUUGUGAUAUUCACUGGAGGAUUUCGGUGCAAGUAUGACACAUUUAUAAGACAAAAAUCUGCCGAGCAUGGGCACUACAACAUAAUACUCAACAAAAGUACAACAUUCCUUUGGUUUAUAAGAGCUUCUAAAAGCAUCCAACCCACCCGCAUUCUGUCCAGCAGACCCAUAUUCACACUAACUGCAAUUAUUUUAGAUCAACAUGUCCAGUACAAAGACACAACGUCAAGGUCGUUGGUAUUUCGGUGGUAUUGCCAGUGCCGGUGCCGCUUGCUGUACACAUCCGUUGGACUUGAUAAAGGUGACGUUGCAAACACAGCAGGGCAAAUUGUCUGUGUUACAGCUAACCGUUAAAGUUGUGAGGGAACAAGGCGUUUUCGCACUCUACAAUGGCUUGUCUGCUUCCGUCCUUCGUCAAAUGACAUACUCAAUGACGCGUUUCGGUAUUUAUGAAUCAGGGAAGCAACAAAUCAAUACCGAUACAUUCCUCGGCAAAAUCACCCUUGCAGGUUUGGCUGGCACUGCCGGUGGUAUUGUCGGCACUCCGGCCGACAUGGUGAAUGUACGCAUGCAAAACGAUGUCAAAUUGCCGCCAGAACAGCGCAGAAACUACAAAAAUGCGAUCGAUGGUUUAAUCAAAGUAUAUCGCCAUGAAGGAUUCACACGUCUAUUUUCGGGCGCUACCACCGCCACCGGCAGAGGAGUUCUUAUGACAAUUGGUCAAAUAGCAUUCUAUGAUCAAAUCAAAGCAAUGUUGCUGGACACACCCUACUUCAAGGAUGAUUUGGCAACACAUUUCAGUGCAUCAUUGGCGGCUGGUGCUAUUGCGACAACUCUGACACAGCCACUAGAUGUGCUGAAGACACGUUCCAUGAACGCUAAACCGGGUGAAUUCAAGGGCUUAUGGGAUAUUGUCAAGUUCACAGCGCGUUUGGGUCCGCUCGGCUUUUUCAAGGGCUACAUACCGGCAUUUGUGCGCCUAGGUCCACACACAAUUAUCACAUUUGUUUUCUUGGAACAAUUGCGUUUAAACUUUGGCAUUUUGCCAAAAGUAGAGGCUUCCGUCGUGGCUGCACAAUAAACACAUGAAACACAUAGACACGCGCAUAUACACGCACAUACUAUGUGCUGCACACAUCACAUUGCUGCUAAGCACAAGCUGAAAGCUACUCGACAAAUGUAUAGAACAAAAUUAAACUAUAAAUGCACUGCAAGCAACUAUUGAUGUCUAGUGAGCUAUAGAUAUAUUGAUACAUACAUGUAUACAUGUGUAUAUUGCUAGUAUAAAAUAUUUUACCUUGGACAAAAUGCAAUAAUUGUCAGUCAGUUCAUGGUCAAUGAGUUUGAUAUAUAUAUAUAUGUAUAAAUAAUUGUAAUUUUGCAUUUAGAAUGCACUGUGGUUAAUUGCAUACUUAAGCGAUAAUUUUAGAAAUAUUUACAUCCGCACAGCUAUGGCAGUAAACACAAAUAUAUUGAAAUCCACACGGAAAAUAUUCAUAUUUAUUAACGCAAAUUCAUAUUUUCUUUGUAAUUUUUACUUGGUUUCAAAAUGUGCAUGUUUUUAUAACCAGUAAAAUUGUGGAAAAUUUUAAUACAGAAAAUGCUUUCUUCAUACAAACACAAAUAGAUAUAUAAAGCAGCGCAGUUUGAUUUGCAUAUUAAAUGAAAUUAAAAUAAUUGUUAUUAUAUUUGGAUUCAAUAUACCGUUAUUACAGUUAUUUUACCUUUAGAAUGAUUCGCAUUAAAUGCAACGGCUAACAGUAACUGACAUUCCUAUUUCAUAUGAAUACUAUUGUAUUUGCAAAUAUAUAAAAAUAUAUGUGUUAUAUGUAGGUGUAUUACUCUUAAUUGCAAAAUGUUUGCAAACAGAAACUAUUUAGCCAAUUAGUUGCUAAACAAGUAUGCUUGACCGCACACAAGGCUUUGCCUUUGCGCAAAAAUUGUUAAUUAAAUAUGUUUUCGUAAAAAACUAUGUAUAUUAUAAUUUCUCUUUUUUUAAUGUCAUUUGUUAUAAUUUAAUUAAAUUAAUUAAAAACGUAAAAUUGUAGCUUUACAUGGUAAACGUCAA
This is a messenger RNA of Bactrocera neohumeralis, 2199 nucleotides long. RefSeq names its product mitochondrial dicarboxylate carrier (gene Dic1). Lineage: Eukaryota; Metazoa; Arthropoda; Insecta; Diptera; Tephritidae. Gene Ontology annotation, molecular function: thiosulfate transmembrane transporter activity; oxaloacetate transmembrane transporter activity; sulfate transmembrane transporter activity. The transcript is spliced from 5 exons. The record is from RefSeq and is a predicted model, not a curated record. Bases 334 to 1212 code for a protein of 292 amino acids. Gene Ontology annotation, biological process: malate transmembrane transport; oxaloacetate transport; succinate transmembrane transport.